UGUGUGUUUUGUGCUCAGCUGAAAAUGGCGUCCCGAAGCGAUCGCUUUAACUUAUCGCACAAUAACAUGGAUCACAAACUACACAGCUAAAAUUAUAUAAAAUGGAUACCAACUUCAAGGAUAACCCAUAAAAGCUGUUCUACAGGACAACGUAUAGACCACAACAACCCAAGGAGUUAUUUCAGUGGUACGGUGAAAAUAAUAGCAUUUCCCCAAUAGUAAGCUAGCUAAUGUAAAUUCCAUGGCUAGCUAACGGUAGCAAGCUAGCGGGCUAACGUUCCGUGAAUGAAGUCGCUAGCCAUUGUACAUAUUUUAAAGAAAUGUCCCACAUAAAUGUAACUUCUAUAGCUACAAUAAAAUGUGUUGGAUAUGUUGACUAACACGGCUCUUGCGUUCGAACAGGAGACAACCAGACACAAAUGUUUUCGCGGAAGUUAGCUAGUUAACCUUAGCUUGCUAACUAACAACAGUCUUGCAGCUAAGCGGUUCAUUCUAGCUAGCCAGCUAACAACACAGCGUCUGCUGCAAGUCGGUCAGUUCUGUACCAUUAAGCCAAGCACAACCAUUUAACUCUGGUUUUGUUGCAAAUAAACGUUUAAUUUGUGCUUUCACAUGUUUGCUGUUUUUUGGCAAAAGAAUAACAUUAGUUAACUAGUUGGCUAUCAACGUUAUCAGUUGUUCCUAUGGUUACCUAGCUAGCCUAUAUUAGCUAUGUAGCCAAAUGCACUCAUUACUAUAGUAGCUGAUAGCUAGCUAGUUAGCAUUAAGUACAAUACGCUAUUCAUCCAUAAUCUUGUCGCCAACGACAACUAUUGAACUAAUCUUUAUCGGUCCUAUAUUAUCUGGCAAACUGUCAAUCCAAUUGCCAGGACUUUUACCGGUAUUUUAUCUUAAUUUUCCUAAAACUGGUUUUACCAAUUGUUUUUAAUCUGCUCAAUUUUGCUUUUCGUGACAUUGUUGUGAUUUCUCUCAACUGUCUCAUUGCAUACCUAGGUUAUGGAAGACCAAAACCCUCGUUACAGCAAGCGCUUGGUAAGUAACUAACGUUACAGUUUUACAAGAUACGUUUAGUCAUGCUAACUAAACCAAUAUACUUCUGGAGUUGGCCAAGUUGGACCCUUUUGCAAGUGUACAAUAACAACAUGAUAGUUUCCUUAAUCAAAACCACUGUUGCAUCGGUAACGAGCUCAAUCAAUAGAUUACAGUGUUGCUGAUCAGUUGCCAUGCCAAUAUACUGGAUGUGUGUCAGUGGGUUCAAUGUAGGUUCAAGUUCGCUAGUGUUGUCCGACCUGAAAAUGCUUACUCGUGUGCGUUAGGCUGAACUUUUUUGUUCUCAUGCAGUGAGAAAUUUAGAGGAAAGGACAUCAUUCAGUCAAAUUUAUUUUAUAAAUCCCUUUUUACAUCAGCAACUGUCACAAAGUGCUUAUACAGAUACCCAUCAUAAAACCCCAAGAGCAAAAGACAACCCACAGACACAGCUGUUCUUUGUAGAACCAUUAGGCUUUUCUAAGGGGUGUGAUUUUGUUUUCUCUGCUGUCAUGAAAAAUGAUCCACAGAAUUAUAGAUAAUAAUGGAAUGUUUUCUUCUUUGAAACUGUGGUUAAAUCAAGAUAUGAGAAUGGUGAGUAGGAAACAGCAUGCGAGGUGUUGUUUUGAGUAGGGAUAAGAGCAGGCAGGGUUUUUGUGGAAUAGGGUGGGGGUGAAUGGGGCAGGGGGUUGUUGUGCUGGAUCCAUCUGUCUAGCCAAACUAUGAGAGCAGAGGGGGGAUGGGGUUGUAGUAGGAUAAGCCCCUCCUUCUGGGAUGCCCAUACGGACCAUUAAGUGACCGAAUGACUGAUCCGCAAAUCUUUCUGUUAUGAAAUAUCACAAUAUGUUUAACAUUUUUGAUGUUAUUUUAUGUUUUUGAAUUAUACAAGUUCUAAAUUUGCUUGGAGUUGUGCAUGACCCUAGGCUGGCAACACAUACAUUGUAAGUGAUUUCAAUGGGGCUUUCUCCAUUCUGAUUGUUUUAUGCUGUUCAAUCAAACUUCAACCAAAAGUUGAUCUCAUUUGAGGUCAUUUCCACACUGCCACGUAGGGCUGCACGAUAUGGGCAAAAAAAAUCUAGGCCUUAUUUUUAACCAAAUAUAAACUGUUGAAAUCAUGGAAAUAUAAUGAUUAUUCUAAUUCUAUAGUUAGAAUGUAAUACAUUUUAGUAAUUUAGCAGACGCUCUUAUCCAGAGCGACUUACAGUUAGUGAGUGCAUACAUUUUUCAUACUGGCCCCCCGUGGGAAUCGAACCCAAAACCCUGGCGUUGCAAGCGCCAUGCUCUACCAACUGAGCUAUAGGAGGGACUGUGAAUACAGCGUUGUUUGACAACAAAUGAAAAUGCUAGGGAGGCGUUUAUAUGAUUAGGAAUUAGAAUACUAUCAGGAUCACUAUGGGUGUGUUAUUGUGACAGGGUAGGAACCAAAGUGCUGCUCAGUGUUUCCCAUAAUCUUUGGCUACAUUAAAUGUUUUCUCUUCAUGUAGUUAACAAAUUCAUGCUUCACCUAUUCCGCUCUGAUAUAGAAGAUACUGUUGCACAAACAAUAUGCUGAUAUAGGCUACACCAGCACUGGUAUCAGGCUGUAUUAGCUAGCUAUGUUUGCUCUGACUCAGUACAUUUAUUUAGCAUUAGCGGCUUACACAAUUUAUUUUAGGCACAACUUCCUAAGAAAGACAAACUAGCUGUUUGGAGACAGCAAGAUACACAAACGAAUAGUGUAAUUAUAGAACGUUUCUGGAUGUAUAUUAAGUAGCACAGUGGAAAGCAGCAUCGACGUUAUCAACAUAUCAGGGAUUUUAUUUUUUAAAUAAUAUUAUCUUUGAGAAACAAACAAUCACCUAAAUAAAAGCUAGACAGUCGGGGAGAAUCGAAACUUCCCAAAACAAUUAAUUUAGCAGUAUUGUUUUUGUUAUUAUGUUUGAGCAAAAUAACACUGCAUUAGCCAUGGCAAAAUACAUAGAAUUGCAGGAAAUUAGCUUUAAAACUGCUACAUUCUCUCAGCUCCAUUGCAGGAUAUUAGCUUAAAAACUGCAACAUUUUCUCUGAGCUCUAUGGCAAAAUGUGUAAAAUUGCAGGAAAUUGGCUUUAAAACAGAAACAAUUUCUCUCAGCUCCAUGGAGAAAUUUGUAGAAUUGCAGGAAAUUGGCUUAAAUAUUAAAACAUUUCUCUACACCGCCAAGAUGGGGGCCUCUAAAAUUGUGUCUAAAAUCCAACUGGUUGUUUCCAACUGGAAGUGGUUGUUUCCUUGCUCUGCAAGGCUUUUGUGGUCAAUUGGUAUUGAUGCUUCUUUGGUGGAAGUUAUCGACGUGUUCAAAGGGUCCCUAAUUCGAGCCAAGGUUGGGGCAAGGAGAGGGACUGAAGCAAUACUGUUAAAUAUGCAUGGUCUUAGCAGAAAGCUCAUUCAAAGUGAUACAAUAAGUUGAGUUUCUGCCUUGUGUCACUAGCGUACGGGGACGCGGCGGCGCUACCAGGAUGACGGUAUCUCGGACGAUGAGAUUGAGGGGAAGAGGACGUUUGACCUGGAUGAGAAGCUGCAGAGUGACAGGUUCAACUCCUACCUGAUUAAACACAUGGAUGGAAAAGGUCAGGGGUCAAACCACACUGUGAUAUCCCUUAGAGGCAUUAACCAUGUUUCUCCUAUGAUAUGAUGAUCUUGACCUGGAAAAAGUGUUCGUUUUUUAAUCUGGCAAAAAUCAUGGCCCUAAUUAUGGUGUGUUCUAUUAUUUUUUUUGAUUACUCUUGGUGUGCCUACCCUGCAUUGUCUAUAACGUGUUUCUGUCUGUUUCUCUGCAGACUUCACAUUCGAGUACAUCCAGAGGGAGGGGCUGAGAGACCCUAUCGUCUUUGAGAAAAAAGACGGUCUCGGCUUAGAGUAGGUCACGCUUCUUUCUAAUUAUCUAGCCGACCUUCCUCACUGCAUAUCUGUGGAGGGAUAGAAAUAUAACAGUUGGUUGACUCUCUGAUUCUCCAAAUUUAUUUAAUAGUCUCUCUCUCUUUUGCUCUCUCUCGCUCUCAUUCUUUCAGAAUGCCAGACUCUGAUUUCAGUGUGAGUGAUGUCAAGCUGUUCGUAGGUAAGGCCCAAACUAUGAACACUAUGAACUCAGUUCCUGAUUUCAACUGAUUUAACAGUGCUACAGCCCCUGUGAACAAUUCUCCCUGCCCUUUGCCUGUCCCCCUCUCUCAUAGGCAGUCGGAGGAUGGUUGACGUUAUGGAUGUGACCACUCAGAAGGGCAUCGAGAUGUCCAUGGCCCAAUGGCGGCGGUACUACGAGACCCCGCCCUCGGAGCGAGAUAAGCUCUAUAAUGUCAUCAGCCUGGAGUUCAGUCACACCAAGCUGGAGAACCUGGUGAAACGACCCGCCUCGGUAAGACACACACAAACCAGAACCUCGUCAGACACCUCACCUUGAAAGAUACACACACAUAUAACACCAAACUAUCACAUGGCAAGCUAGGGAGUCUGACCAUUGUAAACGCUGGGCUAUCACUUCCACAGAGCUCUGGACAGUCAGUGAUGUAUGUCCCUACUGACCUUUUCUCCCCAGGUGGAUUUGAUAGACUGGGUGGACAACAUGUGGCCAAGGCACCUAAAGGAAAGACAGAGAGACUCAACCAACUCCAUCAUAGAAAUGCAGUAUCCCAAAGUGCAGAAGUGAGUCCAACACCUGCACAUUUACAUGGCCUUCAUUCCUCAUGUACUCAACCACACCGAUUUUCUUUUACCCCAUGCAGUGUUUGUGGGUGGAAGCGUGAGUUGAUUGAAUAGAAUGUCUUUAUUACAUUGUUUCAAUGCUGGUUGAUGUUGGAUGUAAAGAUGUAUUAUCUUCCCUCUUUUCUCUCUCUCGCUAUCUCUCUCUUUCAGGUACUGUCUGAUGAGUGUCCAGGGCUGCUUCACAGACUUCCACGUUGACUUUGGUGGUACGUCAGUCUGGUACCACAUCCUGCGGGGGGGCAAGGUGAGACGACAUCAAGGAGAACUAGAGCCUUGAUGUGUCACGUUUAAAUCGCCACAGAAUUCAAUAGGAACAUAAUUUAUCCCUGACCAAGAUGGCUGCCAUUAUCAGCACAUUCUAGAGUUAUGAAGGUUUCGGACAUAUGCCAAUUUCAUAUUUUAUUGUAUCUCUCUGUCUAUCUAUCCCACUUUUCAACCCUGACCUCUGACCUCCUGUAGGUGUUCUGGCUGAUCCCGCCCACACCCCAGAACUUGGAGCUGUAUGAGAACUGGGUGUUGUCAGGGAAACAGGGAGACAUUUUCCUGGGGGACAAGGCUCAGGACUGUCAGAGGAUAGAACUGAAGCAGGGAUACACCUUCAUGAUCCCCUCCGGUACGUACACACACACACACUGAGACGUACCCACACACAUACACCCGGACACACACAUACAAACAUAAUCUAACCUCCCCAACUGUUGAUGUCUAGGCUGGAUCCAUGCUGUGUACACCCCUGAGGACACACUGGUGUUUGGGGGAAACUUCCUCCACAGCUUCAACAUCCCCAUGCAGCUCAACAUCUACAAUAUUGAGGACCGCACACGAGUGAGUACCGUACCCUACUGUACACUGUAGCACACUACUGCACAAUGUAACACACUACUGCACAAUGUAACACACUACUGUACCGUAACACACUACUGUACCGUACUGUAAUGCACUACUGUACCACAGUAACACACUACUGUACUGCAACACUGUAACACACUACUGUACUGUAACACAGUACUGUACCGUACUGUAACACACUACUGUACUAUAAUGCACUACUGUACUGCAACACUGUAACACACUACCGUACUGUAACACACUACUGUAACACACUACUGUACCGUACUGUAAUGCACUACUGUACCACAGUAACACACUACUGUACUGCAACACUGUAACACACUACCGUACUGUAACACAGUACUGUACCGUACUGUAACACACUACUGUACUAUAAUGCACUACUGUACUGCAACACUGUAACACACUACCGUACUGUACCACACUACUGUACCGUACUGUAACACACUACUGUACCACACUACUGUACUGUACUGUAACACACUACUGUAACACACUACUGUACCGUACUGUAACACACUACUGUACCACACUAGCACACUACUGUACUGUAACACACUACUGUACCACACUAACACACUACUGUACCACACUAGCACACUACUGUACCACACUAGCACACUACUGUACUGUAACACACUACUGUACCGUACUGUAACACACUACUGUACCGUAACACACUAUUGUACCGUAACACACUACUGUACCACACUAACACACUACUGUACCACACUAACACACUACUGUACCACACUAACACACUACUGUACCGUACUGUAACACACUACUGUACCACACUAACACACUACUGUACCGUAACACACUACUGUACCACACUAACACACUACUGUACCGUACUGUAACACACUACUGUGUGGUCCUCUGUAGCUCAGCUGGUAGAGCACGGCGCUUGUAACGCCAAGGUAGUGGGUUUGAUCCCCGGGACCACCCAUACACAAAAAUGUAUGCACGCAUGACUGUAAGUCGCUUUGGAUAAAAGCGUCUGCUAAAUGGCAUAUUAUUAUUAUUAUUACUGUACUGCAGAUCCAUGAGUUUGGAUGAGUACUACUUGAUUAGGGGAAAAAGGAAUUGUGUUGACUUUCAAUAUCUAAUGUGUACUGCUAUCCUUGUCCCCUCUACAGGUCCCGGCUAAGUUCCGAUACCCCUUCUACUAUGAGAUGUGCUGGUACGUGUUGGAAAGAUACCUCUACUGCCUGACCAACACCUCCCACCUCACCCCUGAGUUCCAGAAGCACUCUCUCGGCGUCGGUGAGACAGUUUAAUAUUUUCUGUCUCAUUUGUUUCCCUCCUUCUCUUUUCUCUCCGUUUUAAUUCCUCUGAGUUUAUCCCUCUGUCAGGUCUGACCCGUGAAGACUCUGAGAACAAACUCAACGGCCACGUGAAAAACGGCACGGAGAAAAAGAAAGAGGGAGACGAUGGUGAGGAAGAAAAGGAGGAAAGUGAGACAAAGGUCAAAAUGGAAGAGUCUGAUGAUGAUUCCUUCCCCCCUCCUGGUGCCACUAAGCUGGGGGUGAGGGUAAACCUGACCCCCCUGGAGCUGGAGGGGCUGUGGAACCUGCUGGGGAAGCUGGAGGAGCUGCCGGCCCACAAAAAGUGUGUCCCCGCAGGCAUCCGCAACGCCCCCGCCCUGCUCCACGACAUACGGGUGGGUACAAUACACCAGUCUAGAAUAUAAUAAUAAUAUAUUAUUUAGCGGAUGCUUUCAUUUAAACCCACUUACAGUAGUGCAUGCAUACAUUGUAUGGUUGGCCCCAGCAGGAAUUGAACCCACAAUCCUGAGGUCGCAAGAGCCAUGCUCUACCAAUUGAGAUACACAGGACCAGUCUAUGGCUGCACUAGCUAUAUACAUCAGUCUAUGGCUACGUUUCAAUAUCCACACUAGCAUACAACUUCCAGUGCAUGACCAAUAGCUUAAUUCUAACUGGUAUGCUACUGUAGAUAUUGGAAGGGUACCUAUUAGCAUCCAGCUGUCUGUAUCUAUUUGUAAUCUGCUCAGUCAAUAGUCUUGACAUGACCCUGACAAGGCUUCUGUUCUGCUGUGUUCAGGCUCUUCUGGAGGAACACUGCAACGACGACCCCAAGCUGUCUUACACUGGAAAGCCCAUCGUCAAGUGGCCCAAGAGGGUGAGCCAGAGAGCACAUGCCUCUCAUACACACAUUCAAACAUCCACCUAACAUAACUUUCCUGUCUCCUCUCCCCCCUCCCCAGCCCUCGUGGUACCAGCCCCCUCCCCCCUCAGUGGUGUACCGUCCUCAUCUCGCCAUGCCCCACAAGGCCGUGGUCUCGCGCCCUGCCAAGCCCGCCUCUAUCUCAGCUCUGAGAAGGCGGCGCGUGCGCUGCAAACACUGUGCAGCCUGCCAGAGGAAGGAGUGUGGCGAAUGCAACUUCUGCAAAGACAUGAGGAGGUUCGGAGGACCCGGGCGCAUGAAGAAGGGCUGCAUGAUGCGCCAGUGUCUCACUGUGAGUAGCCAGUGCAGUACCUUCACACCCAGAGAGAGAGAGCGAGGUGUGUAUAUCUCGCUGAAUGAGUUGUGUGUGUGUGUGUGUGUAUAGGAUGUUGACCCUUGUCUCUCCCCGUCUCCAGCCUUGCCUGCCUAACUCAGCGGUGUGUGCUCUGUGUGGAGGGGGCCAGGGGAAGCAGGAGUGUUCAGACGCAAGCCCCUCCUCCACAACCCUCAUGGAAUGCUCCAGCUGUGCUCAGAUCGCCCACCCCGACUGCAUCAAGGUGACCAGGCCUUGCACUAACAGAUACAUGUAUACCUGUCCUACAAUCUGCACUGAAAAUCCCUCUUGUGCAAAAUAUACUUCCAAUACAUAUUUUCUUUACAAUGUAUGCAUCCCACACAACUCAAAUGGCCCUUACGGAUGAUAGAGGUGUUAUAGCUGUUUAUAACAAUCCUCUUUGUGUAUGGCAGGUGUUAUAACUGUUGUUAAUUCUCUCUCAGGUUCCUGGGGAGGGCAGGAUCAACAAGGACCUGCCCAGCUGCUGGGAGUGUCCCAAAUGUUACCAGGGCGAAGAAGGCUCCUCAUCAGAGGUACCCCAUCAUUACUCUUCCUCUCGCUGUCUCUCUGUGUCCCUCUCUCUGUCAGUCUCUCUCUAUUCCUCUCUGUCCGUAUAAGACAAUACCCAUCUACUCUAUUGAUACCUGUUUUGUGAUAAUGAUGAUGCCCUCUGUCUCGCUCUCCCUCUCGGUCUCAGUCGUCCAGCAGUGAUGAGGACAGUAUGGUGUCUACAGGUUCUCUCUCUACGUCGAGGCCGUCGACGCAUGCCCACCGGGAGGGGAUAGGAGAUGGGGAGGCAGGCGAUGGGGUGAGGAAGGGGCGACGCGGCAGACCCCGCCUGACGUCCUCUCUGUCCCAGCGGAGAGUGCCGCCUCCCUCUCAGCGGUUGUUACUGCAGCAACAACAGAACAGGAAGAGAGCCGGAGCACUGGAGCUACGACUCAGGAAGAGGGUGAGAGACAUAGAGAGAGAGGGGGGAUGGCUAGAGUGCUUUUUGAUUUUGGUUAGCGGUCGGAGUUAAAGCUCUACAUCCAUCGUACAAUCAUUCCUUACCACCAAGGAAUCUCCUCUUAAAUCUCUUCCUACUCUUUUAUGUUGCAGAUUAAACUGGAGCGCAGCAAAAUCUUACAAUCGGUAAGCACAUGCAGUCCUAUUUAAAAGCACACUAUCUCUCUAAACCAGUGCAUGAUUAUUCAAACCAAAGCAUUGUUUAACCCAUUUACCCAUUAUCCUCUCUACAGAAGCAGACGUUGUCUCUGGAGCGUUCUCCUAAGCUCCUGAGCUCCCAGGGUCUAACCCACCUCCAGAGAGGGGUGUCCUCUCACCUCCACUCCCCUGUUGGCAGACUGUCCCGGGGCCGUGGGUCCUUCAGAGGCUCCCCCUAUCACUCCCCUACAGGGGCGUGCCUCCAGCCCCCUCAACCCUCCCUCAGCCUGGCCCCCGCAGGCAGGGGAGAGGGGCACAGGGAGCGAGGGAGAGGAGUACGGCUCAGAGGAGGAGCAGCAGGGAGAGGAAGAAGAGGACAGAGACACGGAGGAGCAGAGGAAGAGAGUGAUAGCAGUAGCAGUAGUAGCAGCAGCAGUAGUAGUAGUAGUGAUGAGGAGAGGGAGAACGGCCUGCGGGCCAGACGGAACAAAGAGAACCAACCACAGAGACGAGGAAGAGGAGCAGCCAAAGAAGAUGAAGAGGAGCAGAGUGAGGAGUCCAACCAAAACGGAGAAGAGAUGGAUGAAGACGGGAGGGAAGGAGGACAGGCGCAGACGGAGCCACCUGUCCUCGUAGUGUCGGACCUUAGCGACGACCUCAUGAAGGGCUCGUAUCUCACGGUGACCCUACAGCCGUCGAGGGCCAAACGUGACCCGGGGGCCAUCGUCCCCAAACUGGAGGCUGCAGUCGCCCCCCGGCCUGCCCCUCCCGGCCAGAGUUACAUCCAACGCAAGAACCUGGCCCGACCACCCCUCAGGACCCACGCCCCAGACCCCUACGCUGCACCCUCGCGGUCCGACAGACACACACACACACGCGGCUCCCAUCCAGACCAGAGGAGAACGAGGCCGGGCAGACCAGAGAGAACAAACAACAGCGCUUCCUCCUCCUCCCUGUUCCUCCUCUACUCCUCCCUCUGUCGGCUUUACAGGAUGGGGAGAGGGAGGUGGCGAAUGGAGGGAGUGAGCCAGGCUGUGAGAGGGAGGUGUGGGUAUCUGUCUUCCGUUACCUGACUCGCGCUGAGCUCUGUGUCUGCAUGGCCGUCUGCAAGAACUGGCACAAAUGGUAAGAGACAAAAACAAUUUAGAAUGCAUUUUAUACACACACACACACACACACUAUGAAUGUGUCUGCAUGCGCAAGAGUGUAUAGGAGCUCGAUAACCAAUUAAAACGUGUAUGUUCUGUCAUAGGAGCUUGGAUAAGAGGCUGUGGAUGCAGGUCGAUCUGAGCGUAUCUAAAUCCAUCAGUCCUCAGGCUCUGUCAGGCAUCAUCAAACGCCAGCCAGUCACCUUGGACCUCUCCUGGACCUCCAUCUCCAAGAAACAACUCACCUGGCUCAUCAACCGCCUGCCAGGUACACAUAACACACACACAGGCCACCAAACAUGUCCUCACACACUUGGACUACUACUCACUCUGGAGAUGUAACUUAUUCUCUCUGGCUCAGGGUUGAAGGAUCUCAUGUUGUCUGGCUGUUCCUGGUCUUCCAUUUCGGCUCUGAGCUCGCCCAGCUGCCCCCUCCUGCGCACGCUGGACUUGCGGUGGGCCGACGGGAUCAAAGACGGACAGGUCAGGGACCUACUCAACCCCCCAGGUGAGACCGCACCCCCUUUCCUCCAACGUUUUCUGUUUUGAGUUAAAUACUAUUUGGAUAAAUCCCUUGUCAUACUAAAUUAAUUAGAUGUACCCUGCUAAAGUCCGCAGCAGACAGAUAUUUUCUUAUUUUUUCUCUCUUCCACCGCCUUCCUCCUGUCACCUCUCUUUCUCCUCUGCCUCUCCCUCCCUCUUCCUGCCCUAAUUCCCGUCCACCCCUAACCCCUCUCACUCUAGGUUGUGAUAACCGCAGUCAGCUCAGGAACAUGCAGUCUUUCCGUCUGGCGGGGCUGGAGAUCAGUGACUCUACUCUGAGGCUAGUGAUCAGACACAUGCCUCUGCUGACCCGUCUAGACCUGUCCCACUGUGGAGGCCUCACUGACCAGUCCAUCAACCUGCUCACUGCCGUGGGCUCCUCCACACGCAACACACUCACUGAGCUCAACCUAGGGGGUAAGACUUGGACUCACACGUACACAGCCACAGCUGAGACUUGGAGCAGUGUGCACACAUACAGGAUUGUGACUAGUACUUGAUAUUGAGUUGUUGUUGUUGAACCCCGGUCUCUAUCUCCCAGGCUGCAGUAAGCUGACAGACGCAUGUCUGCGGUACCUCCGCCGGCUCUCCUGCCUCUCCCUGCUGGACCUGCGGGAAUGCAAGAGUGUGUCCCGCAAAGCCUGCGAGGCCUUCAUCUCUGAGCUGUCUGUCAACACCGUCUACUGCCUAUCUGAAGACAAACUGAUCCAGAGGAUAUCCUAGAGGCCGCCUCCUCUGUCUGGGACAGGGGAUACAGGGAGAGGUUGGGGACAUCUGUGUGACAGAGAAAAGACUGUAGGACAGGGAGGCUUAAAAACACCUGCUGUCUCUGAAGGGAGCAGGAAUGGGAAGUGCUUAGUUACUGCACACUUAGUGGGAGUAGGGUUUCUUUCCAUGUUGUGUAUAUAUAUUUUUUUUACUAAACCAGACGACAGACUCAGGAGUUUGAGUUUAGGCGCCUACGCUGCGUGAUGAAGCUGGGGAUGGGAAGUGGACUCCAUGAUAUGUGGAGGGGAGAGGUUAGGGGGGUUCUUGUGAGGGUGGCAGGGUAUUGUGGGGGGGUCGGUCAUCCCAGAUGGGGUUCUUCUCUUCACCCUGGGAGUUCUAAGUGCUUUAUGACAAGGCUGUCUUUACCCAAAGGUGUUGGCUGUGGACUAACUAACUCCUCCAGGUGUACUGUGGUCAGGUUUCCCCACCCUGAGACAGAGGGGCGCAGACGAGGGAUUCGGGACGGUGCGAGAGGGCAAUCAACAUGGUGAUGAGACCACUCCCAAAUAAGGGCGGGGUAUGAAUGAAAUGGGGUGGAAGGGGCGGAGACAUGGUAAAUGGCGCGUUCUCAAACAACUGUUAGAAUUCAGGUGCUAUCACUCCCAAAACUCUGUUUUGUACAAAUAUGAAUCUAUGACAAGUCUCUAUUCUAGGAAAUACCCCUCACCCCACUUUGAUGCAUUUUCUGUUUCCCAUGGAUAAAAUGUGAGUUCCCUUUUCAGUUUAGUUUUUACUUGUUAAGACUCCGUGUAUAAAUGUAUUAUUUGCUCUCAUUAUUCUGUCCUGUUACCCUUUGUUCUAGUGCUUCUGAGGGAUCCUUCUUUCCUUCCCACCCUGCCACAUCUAAAAACCCAAUAUAAAUAUAUUAUAAAUAUAUACUUUUGUGUUUCCCUCUUAGAUGACAAAAAAAUCCUGUAGCAUUGUAAUUAUUUUCAGAAACCUUUUCACUUGUUUUUUUUGUUUUAAAUAAAUUUAAAAUAGACAAUUUAAAGGUUAACUGUGCCAG
This is a messenger RNA of Coregonus sp. 'balchen', 12725 nucleotides long. NCBI's taxonomy places the organism in Eukaryota, Metazoa, Chordata, Actinopteri, Salmoniformes, Salmonidae. The record is from the annotation of a GenBank genome assembly.